Messenger RNA from Dinoponera quadriceps, 4265 nucleotides. Its product is annotated as acyl-CoA Delta(11) desaturase-like. Gene Ontology annotation, cellular component: endoplasmic reticulum membrane. The record is from RefSeq and is a predicted model, not a curated record. Gene Ontology annotation, molecular function: stearoyl-CoA 9-desaturase activity; iron ion binding. Bases 1078 to 2214 code for a protein of 378 amino acids. Gene Ontology annotation, biological process: unsaturated fatty acid biosynthetic process. Lineage: Eukaryota; Metazoa; Arthropoda; Insecta; Hymenoptera; Formicidae. The transcript has 7 exons.
UAUAGAAUCGUAUAUGCAAUUGAAAAUGUUCGCACAACAGAAAUAAAUAUAUUUAAACUAGAGAUAAAAGCUGAUAUUACGAUUAAAGCUCUUAAUAAUUUUUUUUAAUCAUAGAUUCCUCGACUUUUCACUCGUUCAGUAAAUUAAUUCCACUUCUAAUUCUAAUUGAUUUAAAUUAAUUUAAAGCGACUCGUAUAUGUCAUGCAGAGUCGCCGGAACUUUGACCGCGCGAACAAUCCUCAUUUCUUAACGACACCAAUUCGAAACAAUACCUUCACAUCUCAUAGUUUGGAAGAUACUCGCUAGAAAUGGAAAAAUGUUUUCUCGACGUUUCAAUCUCUAGACGUCGAGAUAAACACGUUUGAAAUAUCGCAUUCCCCGAUGUUCCCUACGUUUUUCUAAAAAAAUGUCGCAAUUUUUUCCCCCAUUUUCGGAAAAGUCGGAAAAUGAUUCGCAUCAAGGAUUACUCUGGGGACAAGACCUCGACAGGACAUGCCAUCAUCGAACUCGUCGGCGGUGGUCUCUCGACGAUGCAAACAAUUACUUUCGUCCGCUCGCCGACGUGUCAUAUUUUGAACGCCCGGGUCUCAACCUCCUCGCUUAUCGACUGGGCGCGGCUCGCGGCCGAGUGCUCUCCCGCGCCGUGAACCACGUGGGCGGGGCACGGCAGUAGUGGCGUCGCGGAUCGAUCGGGCCGGCCGGCGCUCUCCUGGACGACCGGUGGGACGAGCACACGGUGAUGGUACAAGAAGACGGGGGCUUUCGUUGAAGGAGGCUUUACGCCGGGGCGGUCACGAAGCCAAUAAGUGGGACAUACGCUCCAGCAUCUCCGUAUUUCGUAGUGAACUCGCCGUCAGGACGGACCAUCCAUCCGCGCACGGCAUCAGGAGCACCGUCGUCCGCGAAUACCGCUCUGAGCCUCCCGUGUCGUCGACGUCGUCGUCAUCGUUGUCCUCGCCUGUCAUCGUCCUUCGGCAACAGCAAGUUCCUCCCUUCGCACGAUCCUGAGGCAGACCUUCCGAUUUUGGAACUCUCCACGUGUUCCUCCGUCAACGGACCGUAUCACACUCCGGCAAUAUGGCGCCGAAUCUGUUCGGCACUUCCGCGACCUUGUUCCUCGAGGCCACUCAGCAGGACGUUUCGCAGAAUAAACCGUCAUCGGAGAAGAGCGCUGCGCAGAAGCUGCCGUCGUUGCAGAAGACGCAGAGUGUGAAGCCUAAGUACCAAUGGAAGAUCGUCUGGCGGAACGUGAUAGCCUUCGUCUAUCUUCAUCUGGGCGCACUUUACGGGCUCUAUCUUUUGAUAACGGUCGCCAAAUGGUCCACGACGAUCUGGACUGUUUCGAUCGGAGCACUCGCAGCCAUUGGCGUAACCGGGGGCGCUCACAGACUUUGGGCUCAUCGAUCGUACAAAGCAAAGUGGCCAUUGAGAGUCAUUCUCAUGAUCCUCCAGACGACGGCCUUCCAAAAUCACAUCUAUGAGUGGGUGAGGGACCACAGAGUUCACCAUAAGUUCACGGACACGGACGCGGAUCCGCACAACGCGCAGAGGGGCUUCUUCUUCUCGCACAUGGGCUGGCUGUUGGUUCGCAAACACCCGGACGUCAUCAGAAAGGGUGCUACGAUCGAUAUGAGCGAUCUCGAGAAGGACCCGGUCGUCGUCUGGCAACGCAGGUUGUACAUCGUCCUAAUGCCGCUAUGUUGCUUCCUCAUUCCCACGUGGGUGCCGUGUUACUUCUGGAACGAGAAGCCCAUGUACGCGUGGUACGCCAGCCUCAUGAGGUACACGUUAUCGCUGAACCUGACCUGGCUGGUGAACUCUGCGGCUCACAUAUACGGCAUGAAGCCGUAUGACAACACCAUCAGUCCUACCGACAGCUACAGCGUCGGCAUCACCGCAUUCGGCGAAGGCUGGCACAAUUACCACCACGUCUUCCCGUGGGACUACAAAGCCGCCGAAUUGGGCAACUAUCGCACCAACUUCACCACCGCCUUCAUCGAUAUGUUCGCUAAGAUCGGCUGGGCAUACGACUUGAAGACCGUGGCGACUAACAUAGUGAAGAAACGCGCGGCCAGAACGGGCGACGGUACGAAGUACGAGCGAACGGCCGAUGCGCAUCACCACUCGCACGAGAACGCUAUAUGGGGCUGGGGCGACACCGAUAUGCCCGCCGAGGACAUACAGAAAGUCGAGAUCUUUAACAAGGGCGACUAGGCCCUCGUAUACCUCCGCAGCUCAAACGGGAACCGUGUAGAACUGCACGUCCGGCGGACGCGUGUGAUCGGCUCACGAUGCGUUGCAUCGUAGAAAUUUCAUAAUAUUACGAGUUGGUUGGAUGAGCUUCGAGCUCGGAUAUCGUUUCACGGCUUCGUCCUAGAACUCGGGAGUCAUAAUCGUUGCGCUUCAAUUUCGAACGACCUCUCGGUGACAGAAUCGCGGUUUACAGGCGGUUGAUCAAUAGCCGUUAAGUCUUUUCAUCUCUCGUCGCAAUAUACUGUGUGAUUUACAUUUCAAAUAUUUCUUUUUCUCGUUGUUUUUAACGACAGUAAUUGAUUAUGUAUAAGGGCCUUUUUUCGUUGAAUUUUACGUAAUAUACACUCGGUCAUAGGACGGUUGUAACAGUUUACCUCUUACAUACUUCAGAACAUCCAGAAAAUACGACGUAACGAAAUUAUGAUAUACGGACAUGCGCAAUAGAUAGAUAGUAAAUAAGUAUGUGUCAAAAUUACGUAUGCACAUGUAAUUUUGAUACAUACAUGUCUUAUUUUUGUAACUGUCCGACCAUCUAUUGCGUAUGUUAGACAUGAUGUCAUAGGUUCGCUUUGUCAUAUUUUUUGCGCAUUCCGAACAUGUAAAAAAAUUGUUACCGACCUGUGACCGUGUGUAUACAUAUAUAUUCAGGUAAUUAUCGGUAGUUAAAUAUUUCCGUCGAAUACUGCGUGCGUUUUGUCCUUCGAAAUAAAAUUGUCGCGACUUAUCUGCCACCGAUUAAACUCGGUACACUUAAAAGGAAUUACACGAAUGUUUGAAGAAAACAUGUAACAAGAUGGGGGAUGAAAACGUGGGUAAAACCAUUUCAGUUUUACGCAACACGACUGACAAUAUUUUAUUUUAUUAAUAUUUAUUAGUAUUUUUAUUUUAUUCAUGUUUCCGGCAACUCGUUCUUUUUCUGAAUUUCUUUGACGCUUCAAAAUUCUCCGCAUGCGCAGACCGGAGAAUAUUCCGAGCGUACGGUAACACACUUUCAAGCAUAAUAUCCUCCCACAAUAAAUAUUGAUACUGGCAAUAUAUCAACAUAUCUUAUGGCACUAAAAAAGAUCCGUGCUUUACUCCUAAAGGCCCGUAAAUAAUUCUUUGUUUGGUUAGAUCAAAUAAAAAAAAGGAGCAUUCUUCCCUGAUUUUCUUUCGUUUGUUUCUAAAAUACGUUAUUCAAAUUACUCGAAACACCUGAAUGUCGUGAUUCCACACGGUUAUACGGGAAAAAAAAUCUUCAUUCGAGUAUAGGAACCGGGCGUGAAACGAUAUAUAUCUGUUACCGCAAAUGUUCGUGUGAACGUACAGCUGUAACUCAAAACUCGUUUUGAGAUGACUAAAAGCAAUUGACUGUGCAGAAACCUAGAGAAACUUUUCUGUUCUUAGAACCGAAUUUUCCGUCCGGCUUUUACGCCAGAUAGAAUAGGGAGUGACGAUGACGUCCAAAUGACGUUCAAGAUGAUGAGAAAAUGAUCGAAAGGUGAGCUUUUACAAUCAUUUUCCCAUCGUUGCGACAUCGUGAUUUUCUGCUUUAUCUGCGUCUUCCUAUCAGGCAACGGAAUAUUCAGUUCGCACUGACGGAAUUGUUUCUCUCGCGUGAUCAUUCAAUUAUCGGUGAACCUGAUACUCGUCGCAGGGCGUGCAUGUUCUACGCUGGAAAUUCUCACUGCUAACGCGGAUAAAAAGGUGAUAUGAGAACUGUGACCGGUUGUGUCGAGGAAUACCCGUCGACUCCUGGGUGCCAUUGUCGAAGAGAAGCUUACCCAAGGAAUAUCCGUAAGUAAAGUAACUGUGGCGUCUCUUCGACAACCGCAUCAAGGUGGUCUAUUCCCGACAAACCGCGUCAUCGUUCCCGAAUCACCCUUCUCGUGCAAGCUUAUCUAUAGCUAUCAUCUAUCUCUAUCCUUCGAAUUAUUUUAUCUACUGUGCUGGCACGUUGUACAAUGAACGAUCCAAAGAUCAGUGGUCAAUCGUUAAUAAUGGCGUCAAUUAAUAUUUAUUGUAUAAUAUUA